Messenger RNA from Kluyveromyces lactis, 690 nucleotides. RefSeq names its product H(+)-transporting V1 sector ATPase subunit E (gene VMA4). The transcript has a single exon. Gene Ontology annotation, biological process: proton transmembrane transport. Gene Ontology annotation, cellular component: proton-transporting two-sector ATPase complex, catalytic domain. The record is from RefSeq and is a predicted model, not a curated record. The coding region runs from base 1 to 690 and encodes 229 amino acids. Lineage: Eukaryota; Fungi; Ascomycota; Saccharomycetes; Saccharomycetales; Saccharomycetaceae. Gene Ontology annotation, molecular function: proton-transporting ATPase activity, rotational mechanism.
AUGUCCACGAUUACUGCGCUAUCACCUAAUCAGGUGAACGAUGAAUUGCAAAAGAUGCAAGCUUUCAUCAAGAAGGAAGCUGAGGAAAAGGCCAGAGAAAUUGAAUUGAAAGCUCAACAGGAGUAUGAAAUUGAGAAAACUGGUCUUGUACGCAACGAGACCAGUGCCAUUGACAAUAACAUUGCUUCUAGAAUGAAGAAGGCUGCUUUGAAACAACAGAUUGUGAAGUCCACUAUCGCCAAUAAGAUGAGAUUGAAAGUGUUGGGAACAAGAGAAGAAGUGUUGGAUAGCAUCUUCGAGAAGACCAAGGCUGAAUUAAAGCAGAUUUCUUCUAAGAAGGAGGAAUACAAGCCAGUUUUGCAUUCUUUAGUCCUGGAAUCCUUGUUGAAAUUGCUUGAACCAAGUGCUAUCAUCAAGGUUAGAGAAACGGACGUGGAAAUCAUCGAAUCUUUAGUAGAUGAUGUGGCUAAGGAAUACGAGGAAAAAACUGGCAAGCCCAUUAAGAUCGAGCUUUCCAGCUCCUAUUUGAACAAAGACAUUGCUGGUGGUGUCAUUGUUUCCAACGGAAACGGGAGAAUUGAAGUCGAUAACACUUUGGAAGAAAGAUUGAAGUUGUUAAGUGAAGAAUCGUUACCUGCUAUCAGACUAGAAUUGUUCGGCCCAUCUAAGACCAGAAAGUUCUUCGAUUGA